CCAUAAAGCUCAGCUGGAUGUGUUUUUCCUUCUUCCCCGGAUGUAGCAUCACAUGAAUUGACUGUCAACAUGCAAGAUGGCCACGCAUCACAGGCAGAAUGCUGCUGGGCGGAGAAAAGUACAGGUUUCUUAUGUCAUUAGAGAUGAGGUGGAGAAAUACAACCGCAAUGGGGUGAAUGCUCUCCAGCUGGACCCCGCACUGAACCGGCUCUUCACGGCUGGGAGGGACUCCAUCAUCCGGAUAUGGAGCGUCUACCAGCACAAGGACCCCUACAUUGCCUCGAUGGAGCAUCACACAGACUGGGUCAAUGACAUAGUUCUCUGUUGUAAUGGAAAAACAUUGAUAUCUGCCUCUUCAGAUACAACAGUCAAAGUAUGGAACGCGCAUAAAGGCUUCUGCAUGUCAACGUUACGGACACACAAGGACUAUGUGAAAGCUUUGGCCUACGCUAAAGACAAGGAGCUGGUGGCCUCUGCAGGUCUAGACCGGCAGAUCUUCCUUUGGGAUGUGAACACACUAACAGCACUCACUGCUUCCAACAACACUGUUACCACCUCCUCACUCAGUGGCAACAAGGACUCGAUCUACAGUCUGGCUAUGAACCAGAUGGGAACAGUCAUUGUAUCUGGAUCCACAGAAAAGGUUCUGAGAGUGUGGGAUCCACGAACAUGUGCGAAACUGAUGAAGCUAAAAGGACACACAGACAACGUCAAGUCGUUGCUGCUGAAUCGAGACGGCACUCAGUGUCUGUCGGGCAGCUCAGACGGGACCAUCCGCCUGUGGUCACUCGGCCAGCAGAGGUGUAUCGCCACCUACCGGGUGCACGAUGAAGGGGUUUGGGCCCUGCAGGUCAACGAGGCCUUUACACACGUUUAUUCUGGAGGCAGAGACAAAAAGAUCUACUGCACCGACCUGCGUAACCCCGACAUCCGCGUGCUCAUCUGUGAGGAGAAGGCUCCGGUGCUCAAAAUGGAACUGGACAGAACUGCUGACCCACCUCCAGCAAUCUGGGUCUCCACCACCAAGUCAUCUGUUAAUAAAUGGUCUCUAAAGGGAAUGCACAACUUCAGAUCAUCAGGAGAGUAUGACAACGACUGCACUACCCCUCUGACACCUCUGUGUACGCAGCCAGAACAAGUCAUCAAGGGAGGUGCCAGCAUCAUACAGUGCCACAUUCUGAACGACAAGAGACACAUACUCACCAAAGAUACCAACAACAACGUGGCUUUUUGGGAUGUCCUGAAGGCUUGUAAGGGUGAAGACUUGGGGAAGGUGGAGUUUGAUGAAGAGAUUAAGAAGCGCUUCAAGAUGGUCUACGUGCCAAACUGGUUCUCUGUUGAUCUGAAAACUGGGAUGCUAACCAUCACACUGGAUGAGAGCGACUGCUUUGCCGCCUGGGUGUCUGCAAAGGAUGCUGGGUUUUCAAGCUCUGAUGGAUCAGACCCAAAGUGUAAGAUGUCUGACCUCAAACAAAUAACCUGUCUUCUUCUUCUUGUUGUUCCGUGUCUUCUAACUCACUUCCAUUAUUUUGCAGUGAACCUGGGCGGACUGCUGCUACAGGCUCUGCUGGAGUUUUGGCCCAGAACUCGCAUCAACCCCAUGGAUGAGGAGGAGAACGAAGUGAACCACGUGAAUGGAGAGCAGGAAAACAGGGUCCAGAAAGGAAAUGGAUAUUUCCAAGUGCCACCACACACACCUGUCAUCUUUGGAGAAGCAGGAGGAAGAACUCUGUUUAGGUUGCUAUGUCGAGACUCAGGUGGAGAGACCGAGUCUAUGCUGCUGAACGAGACGGUCCCACAGUGGGUCAUUGACAUAACUGUAGAUAAAAAUAUGCCCAAGUUCAACAAAAUCCCAUUCUACCUCCAGCCCCACUCUUCCUCUGGUGCAAAAACUCUGAAGAAGGACCGCCUGUCGGCCAGUGACAUGCUGCAGGUGAGGAAGGUGAUGGAGCAUGUGUACGAGAAGAUCAUCAACUUAGACAACGAGUCCCAGACGACCAGCUCCUCAGCCAACGAUAAGCCCGGAGAGCAGGAGAAGGAGGAGGACAUGGCCAUGUUAGCCGAGGAGAAGAUCGAACUAAUGUGUCAAGACCAGGUUCUGGACCCCAACAUGGACCUGCGAACAGUUAAACAUUUUAUCUGGAAGAGUGGAGGGGACUUGACGCUUCACUAUAGGCAGAAGUCCACGUGAAAGUCCAAAUUUUUAACCCAAGAACUCUUCGUCAUUUGCCAAUCACCACCCACCUCUGACAUGUAGUCCCCUAAACCCCAUUGUGUGGUCAAGAGUCGCAGCGUCAAUGAGAACCCAGUAACAAGUGUGUGAGGAUGUGGCUCACGGUGUAUCAUAGGGAACUGACCAGAACAGUCUGGAGCAGCAGAGAGACACCUGGGAGACAAAGUGAUCCGAAGUGUUUGAUUCUUUUUUUUUUAAACAGUUUGAACAAAGGAUUCAGUUUCCUGCAGCGCUCACCAGUUUCUUUUUUUCUUCUUCUUUUACUGCUACAUUUGUUAUUUUCUUUCCUAUUCUCAAUGUAUUUGAUUUUGAAGCGACAGAUGUUGCAGUACUUGUUUGUGUCUGAGCGCGUGUGUGUGUGUUUGUGUGUGUGUGUGUGUGUGUUCAUGCACAUGGGUGUAGUAGACUCUCAAGUUUGUUUUAGCACAUUCCAGAAACUGUCCUCGUUCUCCAAACACUCCACAGCCGUCUCUGCAGCGUCGUGUUUUAGGAUUCACUCUGUCUCUGGGUAGCAUCACAGUCCUCCUCGAAUAAGUCCUCCUUCUGUUCUGUCGUGACCCUAACCCGAUCUUUAACCUCGGCUUAGACUUCUAAUUACUGCAGAGCUCGAACCUCAUUGACGGAAGCACUCGUCUUUGUCCUUUCUUUUUAGCUGUGCUGUUCUAAAUGGACUGAAUGUUCUGUUUUUGUAAAUAUAUGUACAACAUUUUUGAGUUAAGUGACUUUUUUUUUUUUGGUUUUGCAGCAGUUUUAUUGUGUUGUUGUACAGUUUACUUAAAAAAACAACAAUUAUUUUUCCAAAUCCCUCGAGCAAAUUCAUGGUCAUGAAGGAAAAUCUUGGAUGUUGAAAAAAAAUUGCAUUUGUUGUAUUCACUACAACCCUGAAACUGCAGUUUUACUCUUCCGAAUGUUAGUAGUUGUCCAAGUCAUUUUAGCAAAGGGGAAAUAAUAUAUAAGAUAUGUAUCUUUAACAGAAACUCACGCUUACUCGCUCUGCGCUGCGGUCAUGAGCAGUGAGGCUGUUCCUAAUGUAUAUUUCAUUUAGUUUCAAUAGGACUUCAAAGAAUCAUGAGUAUAACUUGAAGGGGAAUCUCAUCCAGCAGGUUAUGAAUAAUCACACGGGGGGAAAUUCACCAAAGUGAAAUAAAACAGUAACAACCAUUUCUGUCUUGGUGUGACGCCACGCAGAACCACAGAGCAUUUCAUUGUAAAAUUUCUGCUGUUAAUUUUGCCAUGAUGAGUGUGUGUAACGCCAUAAAGGGGACGCGUCGAGUGAGCUCUAGUCGGCCAAAAAAAACAAAAUAAAAACUGUAACGGGAACCAGAAAUUAGGCCAUAACACUGCAAUAUCCCUUGUUGUAAUAAUUUGUGAAAUAUGUAUAUUUUAGGCAAUGGAAGAAAUAAAUUGGAAUGGUUUAACAAAGACAGAUUGAUGAGAA
Notolabrus celidotus (New Zealand spotty) is the source of this 3671-nucleotide messenger RNA. Its product is annotated as WD repeat-containing protein 48. The coding region runs from base 77 to 2191 and encodes 704 amino acids. The transcript is spliced from 17 exons. Gene Ontology annotation, biological process: double-strand break repair via homologous recombination; protein deubiquitination. The record is from RefSeq and is a predicted model, not a curated record. NCBI's taxonomy places the organism in Eukaryota, Metazoa, Chordata, Actinopteri, Labriformes, Labridae. Gene Ontology annotation, molecular function: ubiquitin binding.